AUGCCUGAGACAAUCAUCAAGUCUGCCAACGCCAAGAAGGAUGCCAUCAAUAAGUUGACGGACAAUGGAGUCAACACUCUUGUCGCAACCAGCCUGAUUGAGUCAAAGUUCGACGCUCAAGCUCGUCGUCGUGACGCAAUGGCCGGGCAGCCAGAGAACAAGAAGCCUCGGAAACGGUAUGCCGGUGUCUAUGUCGACAUCGUUGACAAGAAUAGAAGAACGGUUGCCAAGGGGACCAUUCGUGUGGACUGGGAUGAAAACAAGGGACCUCACAUCAAUGUCUCCAAAGGCAACGACAAGUUCGCCUUCAUCGCCCCUUCUAUCCCCAAGACAGAUACGGAACUGCAGAUCAACCAACAGAAGGAUGCGUUGACGGAUGAUGUGGAGAAGAACAUGAAGAAGGACAAGAACGGCAAUCCGAUUUCUGAGGCUGCGGCCCUUGGGAAGGCCACUGCGAGGUUCUUGCACAAGGACUUUUGGGAUGUGAAGAGCGUCUCGCAGACUGGCAAGCGUCUUUGA
This is a messenger RNA of Podospora anserina S mat+, 519 nucleotides long. RefSeq lists its product as uncharacterized. Lineage: Eukaryota; Fungi; Ascomycota; Sordariomycetes; Sordariales; Podosporaceae. The coding region runs from base 1 to 519 and encodes 172 amino acids. The record is from RefSeq and is a predicted model, not a curated record. The transcript is spliced from 2 exons.